AUGCUUGAGCCCAUAGUAUACGUUGGCAAAAUGGUGGUCAUUAUGCCGUGGAAUAUUUUGAUGGCUUUGAUUUUUAAAGGACCUCGAGAGGGUCGAGAGGUGAGCUUACAACGACAUUUAGCGAUCGUUUAUUUGAGUACUUUUGCCGAUCAUUUGGACUAUUUGACGAUAAAACAGUUCAUAAAUCCGAUUUUACGGGUUUUUAUGAGGCUAACGUUAUGGUGGAUGAAAUGUGGAGAGAAAGAGGGAUUUUUACGAUGGGUUUCUCGAGAAAAAGGUGACGGCGAGGUGCCUUUGCUAUUGUAUAUACAUGGUGGAGGCAUGUGUUUGGAUAUAUUGACGUCGCAUAUUCAAUUCAUGAAACUUUUGGCUCAAGAAGCGGGCCCCAUGUCUGUUGCCUUUUUGGAUUAUUCUGUGUGCACACCGUAUCCGGGUCCUGUAGAACAAGCGUGGGAUUCAUACCGUGCUGCUGUUCAAACGCACAAGAAGAUUUAUUUGGUGGGCGAUUCCGCUGGCGGGACGCUAUGUUUGAACAUUUUACAGCGGUGUUACACGGAAAGCGAAAUUUUCCCCGAGAAAUGCGUCUUGAUUAGUCCAUGGUUGAACGUCUCGAAACCAGAAUUGCAUCUUGCUGAAAAUCGUCCUUUGGAUUAUUUGACAUGGAACCAACUUGCACUGUUCAAAAACAUUUACGCUCCAAGCGCCGAUCCGGCCGAUCCAGGUGUCAAUAUCGAGGUCAAUUUCUCAGAAGAGAUGUGGGGUUCCAUCCUCGAAAACACACGCUGUUUAUUGACGUAUGGUGAUUUGGAGAUCCUCAAACCUCAGAUUCUAAGGUUUUACAUGAAAUUACAAAAAAUCGACAAAACACGUGUGUUGUUGGCACGCGAAAGUUAUGGAGUUCACGUUUCAACAAUACUCUUUGAUACCUGGAACUAUCCUCAUGAUGCUCCACUCCUAACUGAAAUUAUUGAAUUUCUGCGAGAUGUUUAA
Lachancea mirantina is the source of this 990-nucleotide messenger RNA. NCBI's taxonomy places the organism in Eukaryota, Fungi, Ascomycota, Saccharomycetes, Saccharomycetales, Saccharomycetaceae. The record is from the annotation of a GenBank genome assembly.